Molecule: messenger RNA, 872 nt
Organism: Papilio xuthus (Asian swallowtail)
Lineage: Eukaryota; Metazoa; Arthropoda; Insecta; Lepidoptera; Papilionidae
Exons: 3
Coding region: 84-809 (241 amino acids)
Source: RefSeq, a predicted model, not a curated record
UCCAAUGUCACUUUUACUUUCAGCGCCAAGAAAUUUUAUCAAACAAAAUAUAACCCUAUCUUUUAUCAUUUUUUACCUUUAUAAUGGAAACUCCACCAAAUAUCAGUCAAGGCAAUGUUGAAUAUAAAAGUUCACAAGAUCGUAUUCGAGAGUUUGUUGGAAAAGUGAAAAUUAUAUUAGUCGAUUCACCAAAAGGAAUAUAUCUGCUUAAAAGAUGGACCGCAGCCUUUAUUGCGCUAUCACAAAUGUUUAUUGGAGUAAAUAAUGUGAUGAUAUUGUUCUAUGCAUUGAGUUUUAAAUCAAACAUAUUAACUACGUUGCAUAUAUUUUUAUGCAUGGUUGGGUUCCAACUAUGUAUUCCAAUUGCGAUGUUAAGUCUAAAUAACUACAAUGGAUCAACACUUACGAUGAACAGAGGCGAUAGAAAAUUUGAACAUGUAUUUUUGGGAGCAUUCGGUAUUUUCUGUAUUAUAUUUGGGACUAUAACAGUGCUCGCGGAUAGAGGCGCAGAAACGACUACACAUGCUACGUUUGGGCACGCUGCCGCUUUUUUAAUUUUGCUGAGCUGUAUGACAGGAUUGUGUUCUAAUGGUCAAGGACUUUUUGUCAUCGUUAUAAAGUAUGUUCAUAUUCUUACUGGAAUAUUUGGUUUUAUAGCUUCGUCUCUAUGUUUUACAUCCGGUUUGUACAGACGUUGCAUUGAAGAUUGGGUUCCUGGUACGAGUGUAAUUUCUUUUUUAGUAACAUUCUGUUGUGUUUACACUGCUGUUAUAAGUUUGGUUUCUUUUAGAAGUUUGUUUAAAUAUUAGGCUUUUUGUCUAUUGAUAUAAAUUAUUGGACGAUUUCUAAUGUGUUUUUGUUUUAAAAUCAGC